This is a messenger RNA of Oryzias latipes (Japanese medaka), 4699 nucleotides long. Its product is annotated as peripheral plasma membrane protein CASK. NCBI's taxonomy places the organism in Eukaryota, Metazoa, Chordata, Actinopteri, Beloniformes, Adrianichthyidae. Gene Ontology annotation, molecular function: ATP binding; protein binding; protein kinase activity. The record is from RefSeq and is a predicted model, not a curated record. Gene Ontology annotation, biological process: protein phosphorylation.
GGGCUGCUCCACGCCUGCGCGGCACUGACUGGACUCAGCCGUUUGGGGAGAUUAGUGGGAACCUACGCCUGGAGCGAACCCCCCUCCGAACGCCAUCUUGGCUCGAGACGCUGCUAGCAGAGGAGCCAGGGUCCACUCUCCUCCGGCCAUUUCAGCUCCACCGACCAGCUGCCCGGAGCGCAGAUAGAGGGAGGAGCCUGGCGUUUCUGGAAGUCGGGGAGGCAGCCAGUCCAAACCAGCCCCGCGUCCGAACCCGAACUGGAGCGACGGGUGCAGAAUUUUCUGUACUGUAAACCCGACGGGAAUUUUUUUUUUUAAAUCGGGAAAUGAACGAGUCCCGGUUGGGAAGCUAAAUCAUUCCGCAUCCCGGAUACCCCCCCAUGUUUUUGUUUUAAUCUCUCCCCUCCUGGCUCGGCUGUCGGUGGGGAUAAGCCCUCCGUGAUCCGCUCGGUGUGCGGAUCCGGUUUUUCCGUUGCUAGCUAGCCGUUUUCCAGUCCCGUUAGUUAGCUUGCGGUGAAGGGAGCAUCUCCGUCGGGGCGGGAAGCGUCCGUGGAUGCUGCCGAGGGACUCCGGCGCCGGCCCACGUCCAGCAGCGAGUCCCAAAACCCGGGGCAUGCGAGGAGGAGCGUGGGAAACUCCACGCCCCGGGGUCUGCUCUGGGGCCGCCGUGUAGUUUAGUUAGCUAGCUGGCUAGCCAGCCGACCGGGAGAGAGUCUCGGGAGAAGGUGGGGCAGCGGCUGCCAGCUAACGUGGCUAGCCGACUAGUCGAGCCCGCUUGGUUUUUCCCCAUCUGACAUUUGAAUUUCUCGUGGCGUGGCGCUUUGGUGACCACAUUUUCCCCGCCGAACGGGCUGUCGGUGAUCGCGUGGGUGGGAUUUCUGCUGGAGAGCAUCCUCCUCGCCCACCUGGAUGACCAUGGCGGACGACGACGUGCUGUUCGAGGAUGUGUACGAGCUGUGCGAGGUGAUUGGCAAGGGGCCCUUCAGCGUGGUGAGACGCUGCAUCAACAGGGACACCGGCCAGCAGUUUGCGGUGAAGAUCGUGGACGUGGCCAGCUUCACCUCCAGCCCCGGCCUCAGCACAGAAGAUCUGAAGCGGGAGGCCAGCAUCUGCCACAUGCUGAAACACCCCCACAUCGUGGAGCUGCUGGAGACCUACAGCUCUGACGGCAUGCUCUACAUGGUCUUCGAGUUCAUGGACGGCGCAGACCUGUGCUUUGAGAUCGUGAAGCGAGCCGACGCCGGGUUCGUCUACAGCGAAGCCGUGGCCAGUCACUACAUGCGGCAGAUUCUGGAGGCGCUCAGGUAUUGCCAUGACAACAACGUGAUUCAUCGCGAUGUAAAGCCUCACUGUGUGCUGUUGGCCUCCAAGGAGAACUCCGCCCCCGUCAAGCUGGGAGGAUUCGGCGUGGCCAUCCAGCUGGGGGAGUCGGGUCUGGUGGCCGGAGGUCGGGUCGGCACUCCUCACUUCAUGGCCCCAGAGGUGGUGAAGAGGGAACCGUACGGCAAGCCGGUGGACGUGUGGGGCUGCGGCGUCAUCCUCUUCAUCCUCCUCUCUGGCUGCCUGCCGUUCUACGGCACCAAGGAGCGUCUGUUUGAGGCCAUCAUCAAGGGCAAAUACAAGAUGAACCCGCGUCAGUGGGCGCACAUCUCUGAGAGCGCCAAGGACCUGGUGAGACGCAUGCUGAUGCUGGAUCCCGCAGAGAGGAUCACCGUCUACGAGGCCCUGAACCACCCCUGGCUGAAGGAGCGGGACAGGUACGCCUACAAGAUCCACCUGCCCGAAACGGUGGAGCAGCUGAGAAAGUUCAACGCCAGGAGGAAGCUGAAGGGUGCAGUGCUGGCGGCGGUUUCCAGCCACAAGUUCAACUCCUACUACGGCGACCCCCCCGAGGAGCUCCACGACUUCUCAGACGACCCGACCUCCUCAGGAUUGUUAGCUGCAGAAACAGGGGCAGUUUCUCAGGUUCUGGACAGUCUGGAGGAGAUCCACGCGCUGACGGACUGCAGCGAGAAGGACAUGGACUUCCUGCACAGCGUCUUCCAAGACCAGCAUCUCCACACUCUGUUGGAUCUCUAUGAUAAAAUCAACACCAAGUCCUCUCAGCAAAUCAGAAAUCCUCCCAGUGACGGAGUCCAGAGAGCCAAAGAGGUCCUGGAAACCAUUGCUUGUUACCCGGAGAACUUGGAGGCCAAGGAGCUGCGGCGGAUCCUCACGCAGCCUCACUUCAUGGCUCUCCUUCAGACUCACGAUGUGGUCGCCCACGAGGUGUACAGUGACGAGGCGUUGAGGGUGACGCCCCCUCCUUCCUCGCCGUACCUGAACGGAGACUCCCCCGACAGCGCCAACGGGGAGAUGGACCUGGAGAACGUGACCCGGGUCCGUCUGGUCCAGUUCCAGAAGAACACGGACGAGCCGAUGGGCAUCACUCUGAAGAUGAACGACCUCAACCACUGCAUCGUGGCCCGCAUCAUGCACGGCGGGAUGAUUCACCGACAAGGGACUCUGCACGUGGGAGACGAGAUCAGAGAGAUCAACAGCAUCAGCGUGGCCAACCAGACUGUGGAGCAGCUGCAGAAGAUGCUGAGGGAGAUGAGGGGCAGCAUCACGUUCAAGAUCGUCCCCAGUUACCGGUCCCAGUCCAUGUCCUGCGAGAAAGAGUCUCCGGAUUUGUCCCGGCAGUCGCCCGCCAACGGCCACGCCAGCGUGACCAGCUCCAUUCUGGACCUGCCGUCAACGAUCCAGCCCAAAGGCCGCGUGGUCUCCAGACCUGCCAUCAAGGAUAAAUUGUCCAUUAAGAUCUACGUGCGCGCGCAGUUUGAGUACGACCCGGCCAAAGACGACCUCAUCCCCUGCAAAGAGGCGGGCAUUCGCUUCCGGGUGGGCGACAUCAUCCAGAUCAUCUCCAAGGACGACCACAACUGGUGGCAGGGAAAGCUGGAGAACACCAAGAACGGCACGGCGGGCCUGAUCCCGUCGCCGGAGCUGCAGGAGUGGCGUGUAGCGUGCAUAGCAAUGGAGAAGACCAAGCAGGAGCAGCAGGCCAGCUGUACGUGGUUUGGGAAGAAGAAAAAGCAGUACAAGGACAAGUACCUGGCCAAGCACAAUGCAGUAUUUGAUCAACUAGAUCUGGUGACGUACGAAGAGGUGGUGAAAGUGCCGUUUUUCAAGAGAAAAACUCUGGUUCUUCUGGGUGCUCAUGGAGUAGGCAGGAGACACAUCAAGAACACACUCAUAGCCAAACACCCGGACCGCUUUGCCUAUCCGAUUCCUCACACGACUCGUGUUCCCAAGAAGGACGAGAAGAACGGGACCAACUACUACUUUGUGUCCCACGACCAGAUGAUGCAGGACAUCAGCAACAAUGACUACCUGGAAUACGGCAGCCAUGAGGAUGCCAUGUAUGGCACCAGACUGGAGACCAUCAGGCAGAUUCAUGCUCAGGGCAUGAUGGCCAUCCUGGAUGUGGAGCCACAGGCACUCAAGAUCCUGAGGACAGCAGAGUUCGCACCAUACGUCGUCUACAUCGCAGCACCUACCCUAACCCCAGGCCUGACGGAGGACGACUCUCUGCAACGGCUCCAACUAGAGUCCGAAACGCUACAGCGGACCUACGCCCACUACUUCGACCAGACCGUCAUCAACAACGAAAUCGACGACACCAUCCGCCUGCUGGAAGAGGCCGUAGACCUGGUCUCCACGGCCCCCCAGUGGGUCCCCGUCUCCUGGGUUUACUGACAGGAAUAGGAGUGCCCCAUCGUGCAUCUGUACAGGAAAAAGAAACUUGACCUCAUCUCCUUCUGUUUCUUUGUACAUAUAUACAUAAACAUCUGUACAUACUGACUAUCAAUCAUCCAGUUGUGUCCUGUUGAAAGAAAAAUGAACAACUACUAAUCAUGCUCCAUACACUCAAUCUGACGGGACACAUAAGAAAAAAGGCAAUAGCUGCUGUCCCCUCCGCAGACUGAACAUUCAAGCACAUGAGAAACUGCUACAGUGGCUACACGUUCAAAGUCUGAGCUCCUCAAGCACAGUAGACUGGGCAGUUUCUGAACACCAUAUACCCCACUACCCUGAAAGGUCUGUUUACAUCAAAGUUUGCACAAACCUGAACAGAGACGUGUGGUCUUUUGCCCUCGUCUCCUCCUCUCCGACUUUGGAAGACGAGCAUUGAAAGCACAGACAGACUCAAACACUGCCUUAUGAGAGCCCAGAGGGGGAAGUCCUCAACACCUAUGCACACCCCCAUAUCACGGACCGCCCACGCUUCGGCGUCCAGCCGGUCUUCGUGGAGGCAGACACGUGCGACCCAUCUGAACCGUCAACCCUCGUUCCUCCCAUUCUACAGAGUGUUUGUUCGGGAGACCGCGACUCACCGUUAAGUGUGUGUGUGUGUGUGUGUAAAUGUUCUAUGGUGCGUACCUACAUCACCAGUGAACCAAUAAAGAGCCAGUGUGUGUAUAUUAACCCUCUAAAAGAAGCUCCUACGUCACAUCACCUACUCAUUCUUUACCCUCCUGUGGACCAACGGUUCUCUUAGCCCCACAAACCCACGGGGAUCAAACUGUGACGCAGUCUGUCAGACCGCCUCCAGAGUCCAUUGUAUUUUCUUCGUGUCCUGUGUAAAUGACCUCUGCCGUAUGAAAUGUUUGCUUUUUGUUAUUUCAUUUUUAAAGAAAUAUAUUUCAUUUGACAUGAA